AAUCCCCUUGCGAUGUGUCUGCUGACCCACGCCACACUCCAUGCAGAUGCAGACACCCUAAACCCCCUUAUAAAAUCCCACCAUUCCACUCCCACAUUCCUCACUACUCAUCUCUCUCUCUCUCCCCUAAUCAACAAUGGCGUCCAAGUUUCUUCUCGCUCUCUCUCUAUCCCUCCUAGUUUCAGCUGCGCUUGGAGAUAGACAAUAUGCACCGAGAGAAACCAUGGCCGGCCGGCCCCUCCGCUUGAGCCGCCCCCAGCAAUGCCGCAUCCAGCGUAUCUCCGCCGUCCAGCCCCGCAACCAGAUCCAGUCCGAGGGCGGCUUCACCGAGCUCUGGGACGAGUUCGAGGAUCAGUUCCAAUGCGCCGGCGUCGUCGCCAUGAGGAACACUCUCCGCCCCAACGCCCUCUCCUUGCCCAACUACCACCCUAACCCCCGCCUCAUCUACAUCGAGAGAGGUCAGGGAUUCAUCGGCGUCAUCUUCCCCGGCUGCGCCGAGACAUACCAAGCCCGCGGCGGCCAACAGGAAGCCCAGCGCGAAGGAGACGAGAGAGACUUGCACCAGAAGAUACACCGCAUCCGCCGCGGCGACGUCAUCGCACUCCCCCCAGGCGCAGUCCACUGGUGCCACAACGACGGCAGCGAGGACUUGAUCGCCGUCUCCAUCAACGAUCUCAACCACCAAAGCAACCAGCUCGACCAGAAAUUCAGAGCAUUCUACCUGGCCGGGUCAGCGCCGCAAAGAGGCAAGGGCGGCGAGGAGUCGACGUUCCACAACAUUUUCCAAGCAUUCGACGCGGAGCUGAUGGCGGAGGCCUUCAACGUGUCCCCCGACCUCAUCAGGCGGAUGCAGGCGACGGAGGAGGAGAGAGGGCUGAGCGUCAUCGCCCGCGAGAGCAUGAGCUACAUCCGCCCCGACGAAUACCAACGCAGGGAAUCUUCUAGACCCUACAACAACGGCUUCGAGGAAACCUUCUGCGCGAUGAAGAUCCGCACCAACAUCGAAAACGCAAAGGACGCCGACAUCUACUCAAGGGAGGCCGGAAAGCUCAACGUCGCCGACAGGCACAAGCUCCCCAUCCUCAGCUACCUCGACAUGAGCGCCGAGAAAGGCUCUCUCUUCGCGAAUGCGAUGCUGAGCCCCCACUGGGCAAUGGAAGGGCACACGAUCGUGUACGUGACCCGGGGCGAGGCGCAGGUUGAAGUGGUGGACCACAGCGGGCAGGCGAUGAUGAAGGAGCGGGUGAGCCAGGGAGACAUGUUCGUGGUGCCGCAGUUCUACACGUCCACGGCCAAGGCCGGGAACCAGGGAUUCGAGUGGGUGGCCUUCAAGACCAGCGGCAACCCCAUGCGCAACGACAUGGCCGGCUACACGUCCGCGCUCAGGGGAAUGCCACUGCAGGUUCUCACCAACGCCUACCAGAUGUCGCCCUCCGAGGCGCAGGCCAUCAAGACCAACCGCGGCAGCCAGACCUUCUUGCUCUCUCCCGCCCGCCGUGCCGGCAAGCCCUAUUGAGCUCCGCUACCUGCUUUCUUUCUUUUAAUUUGUGUAUGUAAGAAGAAAAACCCUAGUUUUUCAGGGCUCAAUGUAAUAAUCUUCAACUGCUGAGUCAACUCCUAAUAAUAAGAGCGGC
Messenger RNA from Salvia miltiorrhiza (redroot sage), 1634 nucleotides. Its product is annotated as 11S globulin seed storage protein 2-like. The record is from RefSeq and is a predicted model, not a curated record. Gene Ontology annotation, molecular function: nutrient reservoir activity. NCBI's taxonomy places the organism in Eukaryota, Viridiplantae, Streptophyta, Magnoliopsida, Lamiales, Lamiaceae. Bases 137 to 1516 code for a protein of 459 amino acids. The transcript has 4 exons.